CCGCCGGAGCCGCCCGUACCGCGAGUGCACACACCUUUACAAACACUGACACUCCGACCUUCAAUCCGUGCGAACGAGACGUCUAUAUCAGGUGGUGUUCGUAGGAUGUGAAGAGGAGCUCACGCAGACAGCACAUGUGCCGCGAGCACGGGCGAUGGCGUCCCGAAGAUAGUGUCAGGUGGUGAGUGAGGCAGGAGGUGUAGCAGCGGUAUGCGCGUGGUGUUGGCGGCGCUGACGGCGCUGGCGGCGCGUGCGCUGGCCGGCCCGCACGAGCACCGAGCCAGGCACCACGCGCCCGAACACCCCCUCCACUUCCCCGCGGUACCUGCGCCAGCACAGCCCUACCGUGGUCACGGCGAGGCCGUCCGCUACAACCCCGAGCUCGACACCAUCCUCCCGCGGAUUCAGGAUCACGAGACAUCGUCUAAGCGCGCCAGUGACGCGGAAACCUCAUCCAAGAGAGCCAAGUAUGACGAGAGGUUCUACUCAAACCAUGAGCGGGCCGAAGAACUCAUGGCUGAUGAACCCGUUUUGGAGCAGGAGGAAGAAGAUCCCCUGGUCGUUCGCACCAGAAAAGGACGGGUAAGGGGAAUAACACUGACUGCUGCCACUGGAAAGAAAGUCGACGCGUGGUUCGGCAUACCGUAUGCCCAGAAACCCGUCGGUGACCUAAGGUUCAGGCACCCUAGGCCUGCUGAAAGUUGGGGCGAGGAAAUACUGAAUACGACAACACUGCCACAUUCAUGCGUCCAAAUAAUAGAUACGGUGUUCGGUGAUUUCCCCGGCGCCAUGAUGUGGAAUCCCAACACGGACAUGCAGGAAGACUGCCUUUAUAUUAAUAUAGUCACUCCGCGUCCGCGGCCGAAGAACGCAGCCGUAAUGCUUUGGGUCUUCGGCGGCGGCUUUUAUUCGGGGACAGCUACUUUAGAUGUUUAUGAUCCUAAAAUUCUUGUGUCUGAAGAAAAAAUUGUCUACGUGUCAAUGCAAUAUCGAGUUGCAUCACUCGGAUUUUUAUUCUUUGACACCCCCGAUGUUCCUGGAAAUGCUGGUUUAUUCGAUCAGUUGAUGGCAUUGCAAUGGGUGAAAGAUAAUAUUGGAUACUUUGGAGGUAACCCUCAUAACAUAACAUUGUUUGGAGAAUCGGCUGGUGCCGUUUCUGUAUCGCUUCAUUUGUUAUCUCCAUUAUCAAGAAAUCUGUUUUCUCAGGCGAUAAUGCAAUCUGGGGCUGCAACCGCACCUUGGGCUAUAAUAUCUAGAGAGGAAAGUAUCUUGCGUGGGAUAAGAUUAGCCGAGGCUGUUCACUGCCCUCAUUCUAGAACGGACAUGGGUCCUAUGAUAGAAUGUCUGAGGAAGAAGAGUGCUGACGAACUAGUUAAUAAUGAGUGGGGAACUUUAGGUAUAUGUGAGUUUCCUUUCGUACCAAUCAUCGACGGUUCUUUCUUAGACGAAAUGCCUAUAAGAUCCUUAGCACAUCAGAAUUUUAAGAAGACAAAUAUAUUAAUGGGAUCGAAUACAGAAGAAGGCUACUACUUUAUACUAUACUAUUUGACAGAACUCUUUCCGAAAGAAGAGAAUGUAGGAAUAACGAGAGAACAAUAUCUUCAGGCUGUCAGGGAACUAAAUCCUUAUGUCAAUGACGUGGCUAGGCAGGCAAUAGUCUUUGAAUAUACAGACUGGUUAAAUCCCGAGGAUCCUGUCAAGAAUCGAAAUGCGUUAGAUAAAAUGGUAGGGGAUUAUCACUUUACUUGUGGAGUAAACGAAUUUGCUCAUAGAUAUGCUGAGACCGGAAACAAUGUAUACACGUAUUACUACAAGCACCGAAGUAAGAAUAAUCCGUGGCCGUCUUGGACAGGAGUGAUGCACGCUGACGAAAUCAACUAUGUGUUUGGAGAACCUUUGAAUCCAGGGAAGAAUUACUCUCCCGAGGAAAUUGAGUUCAGCAGGCGCUUGAUGAGAUAUUGGGCUAAUUUCGCGAGAUCAGGGAACCCCUCACAGAAUCCUAAAGGAGAGAUGACGAAAAUCCACUGGCCGGUACACACGGCGUUUGGAAGAGAGUACUUGUCAUUAGCAGUGAACUCCAGUGCAGUGGGUCACGGACUACGGGUGAAGCAAUGCGCAUUCUGGCAGAAGUAUCUUCCUCAGUUGAUGGCUGCUACCAGUAAACCCGAGCCUCCCAGGAACUGCACCAGCGCAGCGUCAUCUGUCUGGCUGUCGCGAGAGUCUUUGAGUCUCAGCGUCAUUACCAUUGCUGGCUUUCUACAUACCGUGUUGUUCAAAUACAUCAUAUAAAUCUUAUAUAACGUAUAGCAAACUUUCUAUUUAUGUUUCUCAUUGGUUUUCUACUAGUAAACGUUAGUUUGUCUUGAAUUCAUCUUUUGUAUAAUGAUUAAAUUGCAAUGUGCUUUUAUUCGUAGAAUGUGUUUCGUGUAUCGUUUGUAUAUGUUGCCGUAAUAUGAAUAUCUAGGGAUAUUUUCUUAAUUAUUUUUAUAGUGUAAUAAAUUAAGUAUAUGUUUAAUUGUAAGCCAACUCAAGUGUUAUAUUGCGCUAAGUCCAUACGUCUAGAUAUAUUGCUGUUAAGUUCCAAUAAAAUGUGUAAGCGUUAAAACAUAUUGUUUGUGAAAAAUAGUAUUUAAAUGGGAGUGAUUUCUCCACCAACAUAUCACUUGUUAAUAACAAAUUAUACAUAGAAAUACCGUAGUCGUAAUUUUGUCUUAGCGGAUAAGUCCCUACAUAUCUCUUGGAAUGUAGGAUUAAUAUUUCAGCGAGGAGGAAGUCUUGUCUUCUAUAGUUAUAUGUAAUGAAGCAGAAGAUUCUCAAUGUAACGUAAUGUCAAAAAAAAUUGACGAAGAUGUAGAGAAUGUAAGGCCCAGUGGUCACUAGGCAACUGAUGUACAACAUACGACUGUUGACAUGCGCAAUGAUGACAAACAUGUUGCGCAUCCGCAUUGUCUAGUGUACACAGGGUUAAUUGGAUAACUGUUAGCUUUAACGCGCCUAAUACAUAUCACGCAAGGCAUAGAAUUGUUUAAGUUCAUUCUAGCCUUAGAAAUGUAAGAAUAAUAUUAUAAGCUAGUUCAUUUCGCAACUUUGUAGAGGACCAAUAUUAGAAAGUUGUACGUGUAUUAAUGGUUUGAUGAUUCUGAUGAUCGAUGACGGGAGUUGAACGAUAUGACAGCUGUUUCUGAUGUCCUUUAAUCAGAAGCAUAUAUACAGUUCCCAAAGCACUAGAAAAGUCUUAUCGGGAGUUUAUAAAUUACGGUGCAGAAACAUAUUGGCGAGAAGGAAAGAGAUAGCGGAUAGCAUGAUGAUCACUGCCUAUAUUGGAAUAAUUUUAAUUGAAGGUAACAAACAUAAUAACUAUGAAAACUGUGGUGUAUCUAUUUUAUAUUUCUCUCUACCUAAGAUCGCAUAUUUUAUCUAGCGGAUUGUGCAUACAGCGUUGUAUGCCGCAGAUGUUUCAAAUUACGCAAUAGGAGCCUUUACAUUCACAGCUGUUCAAAAUACCUACUCAAGUCCUUUGGACCCGGUAUUACGGUCUGUGGAUCUUAAUACAUUAUAAUAUAUUAGCAGAACAUGAAUUUAAGCUGGGUUUUGUGAUCUUUCAAAAUGAAAAACGACAAAAAAAAUAUCGACUAAAGAGACGUAUCCACUAAAUCGAAAUGUAUUAGAACUGGGAUAACAGGAGUGGAUUUGUAAAGUGUUUAGUAUACUGAAUGUUUUAGGACAUACAUAUAUACCUUAUUUAGGGUCAAACACAUCUAGAUUAGGGAACUUAGUGUCCAGCAGUUCAGCUUUCGAAUAUUGGUGUAAAACAAUUUAGUAAACAAAUUAUAUAUACAUAUACAUAGGAUCUUUGAUUCGAUAAGUAAAAUAUUAGUAUAUUUGGCCUGGUUACAUUAGGGCGGGCCAACAGAUUGCCGUUGACUCUGCUUGAUUAUAUUGGGCAGCCAAGUCUCAUCUUUGGCUAGAUCUUAUCAAUUCAAUAUAGAGUAGUUUAAGAUUUAGUCGUAUUACAAAGAUUUGGAUAAAUGAUAUCCAACCCGAUAAAAUAAUUAUUUACCGAUCAAUGAAUCUGUAGUCACCGAAAUCGGAUUUUACGCAAGUUAACUUGCGUAGGUAGAAGUACGUUAGUAUACAACCGACACGAUAUCGGUCCGAUAAAUAUGUCGGUCCGACCUAAUGUACACGGCCUUACUCUUGCAACAGCUGAAUUUUAAUACAUUACCAUCGAUGUAAAUAAAUUUUGUUUAGUAAUUCGUCGUGCCCCGAUCUUUUUGACGGGCUUUAACAAAUUUUCACCGUGUUAUAGUUGGAGCACACCUAUCGCCGCGGUACCUGUCAGCACUUCAUCGCUUUCAAAUGAAAACGAACUUAAGGUAUAUAACAAUUAAGACUAUAAUAUACUAAACAGCUGCUACGUGAACUAUUUUAAGGCAAUAUGCUGCUCAGGCGAUUAGUGUGUGCCAACAUUCAACGGGAUAAUUAACGAAAUAAAAUCUGUUGUGGAAGACGAUACUUUAUGAGAUAUAGUAAUGCUAAAUGUAAUUUUAGUAGAUACUAAAGCUUGAUUUCGUCAUUGUUUCAACGUUUUUAGGCGUUGUAUACGCUGGGGAGGGGACGGGUGUUUGAACUCUUGGAAAAUUACGAAAGAUAUAGCAGCUUAUAUUGAUUGGCAAGACGAGCUACAUAGAUGUUAGUUCAUCAUAAAUUACAUCGUAUAUCAUUUUAAUAACUAUUGAAUCUUUAAUGGGUGGAAAGGUUAAUAUAUUGAAAGAGGUUUCAAAGUUUUAUGGUGUGAUUAUAGAGAUACUAAGCGAGAAAUACUCAAAGAACUCAAAUUCCCGUCACACCGCCAGCACACGCAUGAGUGUAUGUAAUCUUUCCCGCUGAUGUCUGUAAUAGUCUAAGAGCCCGUGAACCCCAGACCUUCGUUAUUUUAUAAAAGCUGAAAGUUUGUCAGCGCAUGCUCCCAACACAGGUAACAACGAUGGGCCAUUACGAACUUGGGCUACAGUGGCUUUGGCGGUACUAAAGGUGUGUAAAAGGUGUGUGUAUCAAAAACGUCUAGCUAACGAAGAAACAUUAUUUACUUAUUACCCAAGUAAUAUAUAUAAAAAUCAGCUUUUAUACUAUAACGUAAAUAAAAUUAUAAUUACAUGAACAUUAAGGGUGUCUGGCAAGGGAUUGCCACUAUGUUAAGUGUCUGUCAACGAAUAACGUGAUUUUUAAUAAUUUUCUGAAGGUAAUACCAAAAAAUCUCACUUUAUUAUUUGAUGAAACUAGAUCGGUAUUUUACUCACCUUUAGUACCGUGUACCUGCCAGAGCCACUGUAGCCCAAACUUCAUAAUGGCCCAUCGUUGUUACCUGUAUUGGGAGCAUGCGCUGACAAACUUUCAGCUUUUAUGAAAUAACGAAGGUCUGGGGUUCACGGGCUCUUGCUCUAUAAGUGUAACAUAGUGCCAGUAUUUACUUAAAGUACACGUUCGACUUUUCACGAACUACGCUUAUUUUUAUCUGCGUAUAAAAACUAUAUAGUGCCUCUUGUCCACUUUUAUAAAUAUUGAUAUGACACUAACAUAGGUACUGGUAGAUAUAGUGAUGCGUUUGUAUUUAAUGCACCUUUUAGUUGAAUAUGUUGUUUUGCUAACGAGGCCGGUGGUAGACGUGUAGUGCCAAAGGUGACUGAGAGGGAUAAAAAUCUUCCUUACUGGUACCAUGAUAGAGUAUACUUUCCCUUAUUUAAACGUAAGUAAAUUAUUUACAAGAUUACACUAUCCAGUUGCAUUUAUUUAGCUUGGUUACGGUUACCUGUGCCAUGUAAAACCACAUGUUACAUUUAAUUAAUUAAAAAUAAAAUUAUUAUGCUAAAUUCAAGUACGAUUAAAACAGAAUAAAAUUACAUUUAAGACACGAAACAAAAUACAGUAAUGUUCGAAUUUAAAACCAUCGAAAGAUAUAUUUAUUGACGUGUGAAAAAUAAUUUAAUUAUAUUUUUGUCAUAAAUUAUAUUGUUACGGUUCGAUAGUUUUAUUUUUACAUUAAUUAAAUUAUAUUUUAAUUAGGCGAUUGUUGUGUUUAAAUUGAGAUAUGUUAGGGAAACUAUGUUGUAAAAAUGAUUUUCUGUUUGAUUUUGUCGGAAUUCUUAGUACCUCGUAAGACUAAUUUCGAAGGAAUCCGCCAUGUCGGCUUGGCUGUAUUAUAGCGUAGAAAUCGAAGAUAACGAAUGGCCUAAGAUGGCAUACGAGGACGUAACAUUGGAUGGCCUAGCAUUGUCGCAUUGUUGUUUUAAAUUCGAAGUUAUCUUUUUAAAUUCUAAUAACGAACAUGUUUCGGGUAAGUUAUCCAAAUAUAUAUAUUAGUGCUAUGAUUGCAUUACUGUAUGUUUGCAACGUUUGUGUUUAAUUAUUAAAAUAAACGCUUGUAAAUAAA
This is a messenger RNA of Manduca sexta (tobacco hornworm), 6430 nucleotides long. It is a transcript of the gene ace1, whose product is annotated as acetylcholinesterase. Gene Ontology annotation, molecular function: acetylcholinesterase activity. Gene Ontology annotation, cellular component: plasma membrane. Lineage: Eukaryota; Metazoa; Arthropoda; Insecta; Lepidoptera; Sphingidae. The coding region runs from base 211 to 2289 and encodes 692 amino acids. The record is from RefSeq and is a predicted model, not a curated record. Gene Ontology annotation, biological process: acetylcholine catabolic process; choline metabolic process. The transcript is spliced from 5 exons.